Messenger RNA from Bolinopsis microptera, 3636 nucleotides. RefSeq names its product voltage-dependent calcium channel subunit alpha-2/delta-2-like. Gene Ontology annotation, cellular component: voltage-gated calcium channel complex. The record is from RefSeq and is a predicted model, not a curated record. The transcript is spliced from 17 exons. Gene Ontology annotation, molecular function: voltage-gated calcium channel activity. The coding region runs from base 131 to 3196 and encodes 1021 amino acids. NCBI's taxonomy places the organism in Eukaryota, Metazoa, Ctenophora, Tentaculata, Lobata, Bolinopsidae.
UAACUCCACUAACCUUACACUUACAGUGUUCAAUGUCACAGUGUCUCUAACUCCACUAACCUUACAGUGUUCAAUGUCACACUGUCUCUAACUCCCCUAACCUUACAGUGUUCAAUGUCACAGUGUCUCGAUGCUCAAAACCACAAGAUGUGUUCUUGUCACGGUCCUCGGUAUAGUGCUUGUGUUUGGUUGCGAUCCGUCGGCUCAGAUAUGCAGUAACGAAUCUAUCACAAUCGCACGACAAAUAAAGGAUAAACUCAUGGAGAUUCUUAAAACGACAACACAGUUGGAUUAUCUUAGGAAUGCAUUUAGUGCAGAUUCAGACCUGAUCAGAUAUGAAGAAAUUGACGGGAAAAAACUUUUAAAGGAUGCACAAUUAAAAUUGGAGACGAUUCUGAAGAACAAGACGGACGCGGUAGACAAGAUCGCAGACUUUGUGCGUCAGAAGAGUCCAGGUCGUCUUGAACAAGCACGUGACCCUCCCACGUGCAGCUACCUGCUGGCCAAAGACAGGGACAUGGAGAAGAAGAUCAACCUGACAUACUAUGAAGAGUUUAAAGCGAGGGUUAAUCUUACGGAGACUAUCAUUCACUUUCCGGUGGAUGUGUACGAGUUCUCUAACGAGAUUAAGAGUGCAAUCCAUCUGACUGAUGGAUUGGAUCAAGUCUUCGUAAAGAAUUACGAAAGGGACAAGUUCAUAUUCGCUCAGUAUUUCGGGUCUACUUCUGGGUUGUUACGAUAUUUUCCAGCAUACUCCUGGUUACUGCCUAAUAACCAGACGGACCUGUACGACUGUAGGUUCAGGUCGUGGUAUAUCGAGGCAGCAGGGCAGCCUCGAGAUGUUGUCUUCCUCAUGGAUACCUCUGGGAGCAUGUACGGGUGGGCACUACGAGUUGCAAAAUACACCGCUAAAACACUGCUACAGAUAGUGUCAGAUAAGGACUACGUGGCCUUCUACACCUUCAACCUAACCACACAGUCCCUGUCUUGUUACCCUCAGCUGGAGAGAGCCAGGUUGAAGUACAUCAACCAUCUCUACGAGGAAAUUGAUAAGAUUGACGCUAUUGGUGCAUCUAAUUUCUCGAUAGCCCUCAACACGGCGUUUGAUGUGCUGGAGAACUCUGCGAGAAACAAUAAAACAUGUGAUUGUCAGCGUUCAAUCAUCAUCUUCAGUGAUUAUGUGAGGGAGGAGUACGUUGAGCUGUUAAAAAAGCGGAAUCCGGACGGAAAAGUCCGGAUCUUUAUCCUAGCGUUCGGAGCUCCAAACCAGGGUGAUACCACAAAACUAGAGAAGAUAGCGUGUGCGAAUAACGGGUACUUCAGCAAGGUGUACGACUACGGGGACGUUGUGCCAGCUAUAUCUAAUAUUCUAGCUGUGUUUGGGCAGCCGUUAUCAUUGAACACGGCAAACAUUCAAGCAACCUGGUCCACUGUGUACUACGAGUAUGAUCGUCAGAAUUUCGUCAUGACCGUGGGAAAAUCUGUUGUUCUGGAUCAUGAUCCUAACUCACAGAGAGAACCUUUUCUCGGGGUAGCUGCUAUAGAUGUGGACAUACCUCAGAUGAAGAAUAUUAUGACGGGCAUGUUCUCGGGAAUCAUGUACGCGUUCAUGAUCAACAAUAAUGGUGUAGUGAUCCUUCACCCCCGGAUGGUCCCUAUCGACGACUACACAGAAAAACCGGACAUGGAUAUCAACGAGAUGGAAAUAACAGAGGAUCCGGAGAAGAUCAAGGAGAUAGCUAGGUCCAUGUUGAACCGGAACACUGGCAGUAUCGUCACAAGAUCACUGGUGUAUUUCAAGAAUACCAUCAGUGGCAGGGAGAAUUAUCAGAACACGGAGUAUUUUUUUACCUCUUUGGAUGGGUAUCCGUUCAGUAUUGGGAUAAUAGUGCCAGAAAGUGAGAGGCAGGAAAUAAAAGUUGACAUAAGCAACAAGGCCCUUGAUAAGACCCUGGUGAUGGAGGCGAUACAGAAAGAGGUACCAGGAAGACUAAGAUGGAAGAAAUAUCCACUCUGUACUAAAAACCUUACAGACACGAUAAAGCCGGUGUUGACAAAGGCGGAGAAGGCUGAGCUGGAAGCUGAUCCGUGUUAUCCGGACCGGUACUCCACCAUGGCAGCGGAGGUUUUACUGACCCAGAACAUCAGCGACUGGUGGCAGUCGGAAAAGUUCAGGAAUUGGACUCGGGCUGAAGUGUGCAAUUUUAACGAACACUGUAUACUUGAUGCUUAUCUCGUGACAAAUGCGGGAAUCAUUCGGACCUACAGAAACAUGUCAAACGACAGCGUGGUGAUGGAUCCAGUGGAGAUGCAGCCCUUCAUCCACUCCCGGAAAGGAAUCCCUGCCAAUACUCUUCUAGUCAGUCUGUUGGGCAAGGACGAAGAAGAAAACGGAAGCCGUUACUUUAACAUCAGUUACUCCUUGGGAAUCGCUAAAGAAAGCGAAAUCGUCCAACCCCUUUCAGUCGGAGUUAAGGUGCAACUAAAGGCUCUCCGUUACUUUAUUGAUGUGGCUCGAAAAAAGAGGAAAGCCACAAUAACACUUCUUGACGAGAAUGCAUUCACCAUAUUCAGCACAGACGAAGAGUAUGAACCAACUCCAAUAGAAAGGUUCUACGAUAAGACUUCCAAUGUGACUAAUUUCAUCCUCAACGAAUCCUCAUUCUACUACCAGUAUCAGGUUAAAGAUUGUCAAAAACUAUGCAAGAAAACAAUUCCCCAAGUGGAGAGUUCAGCUCGGUCUUAUCUUUCACCUCUUCGCUCCGUCACAAAAUUCAUGUCCAGUAUUUGGAAACUAUUUGUCUUCUUUAUUUCAGACUUAUUCUUAGACAAAGGCACAGCGAACCACCGUCGAGCUACAUACGUUAUGUGUUGCGAAGACGAAAAGACUUACUUCCGCAAUUUUUCAAAUACCGCACCAUUGGAGGGCACGGUGGAUUGUGGUGGGAUUUGUAAGAAAAACGUAACGUUAAGUCCCUUACCCAACACCAACGUGUUGCUCGUCAUAGACAAUAAUCCAGACUGCGUGUGCCAGAGACAGAAGAGGACAAAAAGCUCAUACAUUAACGAACUUUGUGAGAAUAAUCACAUAUCGCAGUGGCGGUCAGAUUUGUCACAACAGGUGUGCUUUGAGAAGUUUGAAUCUAACACGACGAGGACAGAGUCGAAAUGGAAGUGCUCAAAUACGCCUCCAUAAUUAAUUAAUCGUUUAUUAAUUGAUCGCAAAUUGAUUAGUAAUGAAUUACUUAUUUAUCUGGGGUUUAUAACGUUUCUUUUAUUACUUUUGAUACUGAUCCCAGAGGUUCUUUCUGAAACGUAAAAUGCCGUCAAUCCUUAAAUAGGAAUUCUCUCCAGUUUUGUUUGAAUAUUAUAACUAUGGGUUGUGCCUGAUUGAUGAUGAUUAUUCUUGAAAUUUUAAAUUUUUAACGUUAUUAGUGACCUCACUGACUGGUUACCAUUGGCACAUAUAAUGUUUUUUGGUGAUUAGAUAUAUUAAUAUAGCAAUCUAUCUGUUUUUGAUACGUCCAGUUUUAGGUUAAAAGCUUUUUAUACGCUACUCACUAUAACGCGUAGAUACUAGAUUUAUUUUCUUGAAUCUUAACAAUAUCAUUCGUUUCGUUUAUGAGUUUCUCGACC